GCGAGCAGGCUUUUCCUGGUUCGGCACAGCGUAGUACUGACAAGCAGCAAAGGUAAUACCUGAUCUGCGCAUUAGCGGGUCCGACAUGGCUGCCGAUCACGGCGAUAGAAACGCCGAUCAAGCAGAGCCGUCGGGGAAAUCCCAGAAUGUCCAACAGGGAUCAGCCGGUGAAAUCCGGAGUGACGAGAGAUCCGCAGGUGGUGACUCUCACUUUGAACAGACUUCUUUUGACACUGAACCGUUAUCAGCUCACUUUGAACAGGCUUCUGCUGCAGAGGGAGAGAGAAGCCCAUCCGGUAAUGUAGUAGCUGGGAGCGAGGAGGAAGUGUCGGCUUCUUCGCUUGGAGUGAAACCGCGGGGAGAAUCGGGGGUUACUGCAGGCCAGGAGAAGAUAGGGGAAGUUGAGGAAGAGGAAGAAGAGGAAGAGGAGAUUGAUCCGGAGAAUCCACGAGGACGGUUGCUGAUGGUGAAGCACGCCAAGUAUAUAAAGAACCUGGACAAAAAGACAGAUGGAAUCGAGUACGUGGCAACGGAGCAUCUGAGAAUGAGCGGAGCCUACUGGGGCCUGACGGCCAUGGACCUCAUGGGACGACUAAGGGAGAUGCACAACCCUGGCAUGGUGCCCUGGAUCCUCAACUGCCAACAGCCGGAUGGCGGGUUUGGCGGCAGCAUUGGCCACGACUCGCAUCUCCUGUACACGCUCAGCGCCGUCCAGAUACUUGCGCUAUUGGACAAAAUGGACGCCGUCGAUGCCGACCGCAUUGCCACAUAUAUUGCGGGCCUGCAACAACCAGACGGGUCGUUCAUCGGAGAUGCAUGGGGAGAGGUGGACACACGGUUUUCCCUAUUGCGCCAUCUCCUGCUUAUCCCUCCUGGAUCGAACGCACGCCAUCGACCUCCCCGCAGCUGUCCGAUUCAUCGCCAGCUGUCAGAACUUUGACGGCGGAUUCGGGUCCGUCCCGGGCGGCGAGUCACACGCAGGCCAGAUCUUCUGCUGCGUGGCUGCACUAGCCAUAGCUGGCGCGCUCUCAUUGGUGGAUCGGGAUCUCCUGGGGUGGUGGCUGUGCGAGCGCCAGGUGCCAGCAGGGGGGCUCAACGGCCGGCCAGAGAAACUACCAGACGUGUGCUACUCCUGGUGGGUGCUCUCCAGCCUUGUGCUCAUCGACAGAGUGCAUUGGAUUAGUGCAGAGAAGCUCAAGCACUUCAUUCUACAGUGCCAGGAUGAGGAGAGAGGGGGCAUCUCUGAUCGUCCCAAUGACAUGGUGGAUGUUUUUCACACGUUCUUUGGCAUCGCUGGCCUGAGCUUGUUGGAGUACCCCAAUCUCAAGCCAGUAGACCCAGCUUACGCACUUCCUGUAGACGUCGUAGAUAGGGUUUUUAGAGACAGAGAGUUGAAGCACCUUGACUUGGCGUAGUGUUGGUGAACUAUGCAAUUCGAUGCUCAUGGCUGUCGGCUUCCUAUAUUUCGAGCGGGAUCGUGCUUCUAUUAUGAAGGAAGCCAACAGAUGUAAUUGAUGAGAGGAAAUUGUUUUGAUUCUCUGAGAUCAUACAAG
Closterium sp. NIES-67 is the source of this 1553-nucleotide messenger RNA. Lineage: Eukaryota; Viridiplantae; Streptophyta; Zygnematophyceae; Desmidiales; Closteriaceae. The record is from the annotation of a GenBank genome assembly.